GGUGGGGAGCGGGUGGCGGGGCUGCUGCUGGGGGGGCGGCCGGCUCUGGGGGCGUCUUUCCUCACUCGAGGAGGCCGAAGGCGUCUGCACGGGACCCGAGAGUUGCUGGGUACGCCUGGUAUUAAAGUUCUCAUGCCUGCACUUUCUCCUACAAUGGAAGAAGGAAACAUUGUGAAGUGGUUAAAAAAGGAAGGUGAAACAGUGAAUGCUGGAGAUGCAUUGUGUGAAAUAGAAACAGACAAAGCGGUGGUUACCAUGGAAUCAAGUGACGAUGGCGUAUUGGCUAAAAUACUGGUGGAAGAAGGAACCAAAAACGUACGCUUGGGCUCACUAAUUGGUUUGAUGGUACAGGAAGGACAGGACUGGAAGCAAGUUGAAAUUCCAGCUGAUGGUAGUGAUCCUUCUUCUCUGGCUCCGCCAGCACCUGUGCUUACCUCAACUCCUGUAGGUCAUUCAGUUGCUGUCCCUCCUAAACUAGAACAUCAACCUGGAAAAUUGCAGGUUCGCUUAAGUCCUGCAGCUCGCAACAUUCUGGAGACGCAUGGAUUAGAUCCAAGCAAUAUUACACCUUCUGGGCCUCGAGGAAUCUUCACUAAAGAGGAUGCUCUCAAACUUCUGCAAGAGAAGCAGAAGGGCAAACCCAGUGAAUUGAAACCUGCAGUUUCUCCAGCUCCUCCCCAGCCUGCUGCAGGGCCUUCUGCUUCACAAGCAACAGCUGUGACCUCUGCUUAUCCAAGGCCAGCAGUUCCACCAGUUUCCACACCAGGACAACCUGCUGCACUGGGCACAUUCACAGAAAUCCCAGCUAGCAACAUCCGAAGAGUUAUUGCUAAGAGAUUAACAGAGUCUAAAACUACUAUACCUCACGCGUAUGCUGCUGCUGACUGUGACAUUGAUGCUAUUUUGAAAUUAAGGAAAGAAUUGGCCAAAGAGGACAUUAAAGUAUCUGUAAAUGAUUUUAUUAUCAAGGCAACUGCAGUUACUCUGAAGCAAAUGCCAGAUGUGAAUGUAACCUGGGAUGGAGAAGCCUGCAGGCAGCUGGAGUCCAUUGACAUUUCUAUUGCUGUGGCAACAGACCGAGGUCUCAUUACACCAAUCAUAAAAGACGUUGCUGCCAAGGGAAUAAAGGAAAUUGCUGCCUCUGCAAAGGCUCUAGCAAAGAAAGCAAGAGAUGGAAAACUGUUACCGGAAGAGUACCAGGGGGGAUCUUUUAGCAUCUCCAAUCUAGGCAUGUUUGGUGUCAAUGAUUUCACUGCAGUCAUAAACCCUCCGCAGGCCUGUAUCCUGGCUGUGGGCCGAGCAAGACCAGAGCUCAAGAUUGUGGAAGAUGAAGAAGGAAAUGAGAAACUUAAGCAGCAUCAACUCAUGACAGUGACUCUUUCAAGUGAUGGUCGGGUGGUAGAUGAUGAACUGGCUUCAAAGUUUCUGGAGACCUUGAAAGCCAACAUAGAGAAUCCAGUGCGGCUUGCCUUGUGUUAAAUUCAGUGAAGAUUGGUGCUUCUUGUUUUGACAACAUAGAUAACUGUUAAGUACUUGGCUUCUUUGUAUAGAGGCGUAAAUAGUUACUGUGAGAAGGAUAUUUAAGAUAUUUAAUUUAUUGAAUUAACAUGAAAAACUAUUAAUUUUCAUGCUUUUAGUCUUUUGCAAUGACCAGGUUUUAUACUGUAGAGCUAAAAGACUUGAAAGUUAACAUACUACAUUUCUUUCAACACUUAGUACUAAUGGCACAGAAUGUUUGCGUAGAGAAGUCAAUCUCCUUUGUAAAGGAAAAGUCAAGAAAACUUCAUGAAAUUUAAAAGGGAAUCAUAGAAUGGUUUGGGUUGGAAGGGGUCUUCAGAGGUCAUCUAGUCCAACCCCCCUGCAGUGAGCAGGGACAUCUUCAACUAGAUCAGGUUGCUCAGAGAUCCAUCCAGCCUCACCUUGAAUGUUUCCAGGGAUGGGGCAUCAACCACCUCUCUGGGCAACCUGUGCCUGUGUUUCACCAUCUUCAUUGUAAAAAAAUUUCUUCCUUAUAUCUAAUCCAAAUCUACCCUCCUUUAGUUUAAAAUUAUUACCCCUUGUCCUGUCACUAUAGGCCCUAUUAAAUAGUCUGUCUUCAUCUUAUAAGCCCCUUUAAGUACUGAAAGGCUGCAAUAAGGUCUUCCUGGAGCCCUCUCUUCUCCAGUCUGAACAACCCCAACUCUCUCAGCCUGUCCUCGUAGAAGAGGUGCCCCAGCCCUCAGAUCAUUUUCAUGGCCCUCCUCUGGACCCGCUCCAACAGGUCCAUGUCUGUCCUGUGCUGAGGGCUCCAGAGCUGGAUGCAGCACUCCAGGUGGGGUCUUCCCUGUGCUGAGAUGGGAUGCUUUAUUUAAGGGCUAAAUAUUUCGCUUUUAGAGUGAGGAAAGCAAGAGUCAUAACUGAGCAUUGUGCUGCUAUGAGUCCUGGUCAAUACUGAGAUAACUGAGUAGUUAAAUUGUAUUUCUGCAGUAGAAAGUUUUUCAGUUUUCAGAAGACUUUUCUGGCAUGCUGUGACGUCCAAAUUAGAUUGAAAUAAGGUUUAUAAGAUUUUGAGAGAUAUUUCAAUAGCUUACUAUGUAAGAGCACAGACAUUAGAAACCAAAAAGUUUUUUCGUUUAAUUUCAUUUACAUCACAGAUCUUACUGGUUUUUAUCUUCUCCUUUACUGUGUUAUACUGAAGGAAACAAGCUGACUGUGGAGAUGAGUGGGGAAAAGAAAUAACAGGAAAUUCUGAGAGACUAAAUUAGAUCACAGAUAAAAAAGCAGUUUCUCAAAAUACUAAGUAAUCUGGUGAAAUCCACAGCCUCAGUCUCAUUAAAACACAUUUAAACUGUAGGUGCAUCUAUUUUUUUCCAGUAUUUUAAGAUAACUGCAUAAUCCAAUGCCUUGCAGAGGGAUAGAGAGGAGAACAAACUUGUGUGAAUAAAUGAAUUCUCCAUGAAGGAUGGCUUCUCAACAUCAUUGAUUUUUAGGUUUUGAUGGAACCGACAUUUAGUGAUAACAACAUUUUGUGUUUAAAAAAAAAAGAAAAAAGGUUUUCUUUGACUUAAUUUGGAGAUAGUUACAUUUUUUAUAUUUAGAAGUUGCCCCAACUCAGAUAUCUUCUUCAGCACCACAAAAUAUACAAAAAUAUUUUUUUCAGGUGCUCUGUGAUAUAUUGUGGUUAACCUAAAACCCAAGUUAAUUGAGCCAGCAGUAUUGUGAUGAAAAACUAGCUUUGAUCUCUCAAUCUCGUAGAGGUUCCAGUAUGAAAGGUCAAAUUUUGCACGCAGAAUAUUUGCUGAUUAAUGCUGUUCUUUGCAUGAAUAGAAUAAAGAAGUAGAAAGUGUUUCUGCGUCAGUGUAUAUUGACUUGUAAUUCGAAGGCAUAAGUGCAGCCGCCUGAAGUUUAAAGUAACAGAAGUAGAAUGUGGUUUUUUUUCUUGUAUAUAAAUAUGGAACCACACUGUAUGUGUUUGAAAUGAAGUAGGUGGAUUUACAGGGCCUGGUGAGAAUAUAAAUUGUUAGAAUUUGGGAUUGUCAGAAUUCUGGGAGUUUGUCUUAUUCUAGUUUCUGCAAGUGCUUCUUUUAAAGACUGCAAGGACUUGUUUGUUGAGCUGCUGCCAUAACUAAAAUGCUAAUUGCAAGACAAAACCUUUAGUUAAUACUGAGUUGAGAGUUUUUGCUAAGUGAGUUUGCUUCUUUGACUUGUUCUGAUAUAAUAAAUUUCAUAAACUGUU
Molecule: messenger RNA, 3715 nt
Organism: Phalacrocorax carbo (great cormorant)
Lineage: Eukaryota; Metazoa; Chordata; Aves; Suliformes; Phalacrocoracidae
Source: RefSeq, a predicted model, not a curated record